GAGAGGCUGAGACGCUGAGGGAAGCGAUUCAAAUAGUGACAGAGAGAGAGAGACCCAAUUUCACCAAGGAUGUUAUCCGUCACGCAGAUUUCGUGUUGCGGGAUACGUUGGGAUUUUCCGCGGCUCGUCUAAAAACAGAUAUCUGAAGCAUCCUGAUUGGUUGGCCGCUGUCCAGAGGCAUCCCGAUUGGUUGACCCGCUCUACCGUCGGGACUGGGACACGUGACAGGCACCCUCGAGGCAUUCCCAAGGAGCUUACCUGCCCUUGAGGAGGGUGAAUCCUGCAGAGAAAUCACUGCAUCUGCCUUUUCCUGUGGAUUAUGGACUUGUGAUAAGUUGGGGCACUUUGACGCGGGGGCCUUCCUUGGAUGCUAAAAGCAGGGAAACCCUUCGAGAGGUCCCCUGGAGAGGGCCAGUAGUUUACUUGUGGUGGUGAGAUGGCGAGGAGUCCUGAAAUCCCACCGUGCAAGGGGCUUGCGCACAGGGUAUGAGCGAGCGCCCCUCUACCUCCAGUCCACCGCAGACGAAGAAGGCGAGCACACAGCUGAGCCCGUCGGAGCAGCGGGAGGGUAGAUGCAUCCUGGGAAAUGAUGCAGUCAGAUGACCUGUUCAACAAGAAGCUAAGAGCCUUAAACGGGAACAUGGGACCCCCUACCUCCAAUGUGCAGGGGACGCCGGCUAUGCCCAAAAUGGGUGUCCGGGCCAGGGUGUCCGAGUGGCCCCCACGAAAGGACGUCUGGGAGGGACGUCCGCCCCCGAACUACGAGAGCCUGAUGAUUGGAUACCGUAACGGCCAGUCGGACGAGAGCGUGGAAGUCAGCAUUAAUGAGCAAGGUGGCAGGGUAGUGCCGGAUCCAGAGUUAACCGAUGCCAAAUACUUGUUGGGGGACAUCCUGGACCACGCCUCGCCCCUGAAGGGGGGGCUGCACCCAAUUCGGCAGCGUAGCAACAGCGACGUGACCAUCAGCGACAUCGACACUGAGGACCUCCUGGACCAGAACGCUGUCAACCCCAACACGGGGGCGUCGCUGCAUCGAGAGUACGGCAGCACCUCGUCCAUCGACCGGCAGGGCCUGGGGGCGGGGGACGUGGGGUUCUUCACCCUGCUGAAGGGGUACCGGGUGGACCCGCUGGACCACCGGGCCGCCCCUCCCAUGGGGUUCCCCGAACUUCUGCGGUACGACACCGCCUUCUCCCCCAGCCUGCACACGGCCGCCCAGAUCGCCCGCGGCGAAUUCGUCCACAUCGGCGGGCUGGACUACGCCGACGCGUCCCUCUUCUACGGCCGGGGGGUGGGAGUCGGCGGGGUGUGCGGGGUGGUGGGCGCAGGCGGGGCCGGCGAGAAGUCGUUCAUGCGGCGCUUCAGGUCGUCCGAGGGCUCGGAGACGUCGCUCUUCCGGAAGCUGCGGACCAUCAAGAGCGAGAGCGACGGGCUGCUCCGCCUCUCCUCGCUGGGCGUCGAGCCGCUGGCCGCGGACGACCGGCGGCCGGCCAGCUUCCAGAAGUGCUUCGCGCACUACGACGUGCAGAGCGUGCUCUUCAACAUCGGCGAGGCGGUGGCCAACCGCGCCAACCUGGGCCGCAGGAAGAACACCACCACCGGGGCGUCGGCCGCCUCGCAGUACCAGAUCUCCGCCGGAGGAGGUGGAGGAGGAGGAGGAGGAGGAGGUGGAGGAGGCGGAGGUCCCGGGGGCGGGAUGGGGGUGGGCCUGCCCACCUGCGAGUCCCCCCUGGGCAGCCGUGAGGACCUGAACUCCAAGGAGAACCCGGACACGGACGAGGGCGACGGCAAGAGCAACGGGCUGGUGCUCAGCUGCCAGUACUUCCGCAACGAGAUCGGCGGAGAGGGCGAGAGGCGGAUCUCGCUCUCCCGGGCCAACGCCGCCCCCUACAGCGCGGGGGAGAACUGCUCCUUCGAGUCCUCGCUGAGCUCGCACUGCACCAACGCGGGCGUGUCCGUGCUGGAGGUCCCGCGGGAGAACCAGCCCAUCCACCGCGAGAAGGUCAAGCGCUACAUCAUCGAGCACAUCGACCUGGGCGCCUACUACUACCACAAGUACUUCUACAACAGAGAGCACCAGAACUACUUCGGCGUGGAUGAGAACCUGGGCCCCGUGGCGGUGAGCAUCCGACGGGAGAAGCUGGACGACGGGAAGGACAAGGAGGGGGCGCAGUACAACUACCGCGUCACCUUCAGGACCAGCGAGCUCACCACCCUCCGCGGGGCGAUCCUGGAGGACGCCGUCCCCUCCACGGCCAGGCACGGCACGGCGCGGGGCCUCCCCCUGAAGGAGGUGCUGGAGUACGUGGUGCCCGAGCUCAACAUCCCCUGCCUGAGGCUGGCCGUCAACUCGCCCAAGGUCCCCGAGCAGCUCAUCAAGCUGGACGAGCAGGGGCUGAGUUUCCAGCACAAGGUGGGGAUUCUGUACUGUAAGGGGGGGCAGAGCACGGAGGAGGAGAUGUACAAUAACGAGAGUGCUGGCCCUGCCUUCGAUGAGUUCCUGGAUCUGCUGGGACAGAGAGUCCGUCUGAAGGGCUUCAGCAAGUACAGAGCACAGCUGGACAACAAGACGGACUCCACAGGGACACACUCUCUCUACACCACGUAUAAGGACUAUGAGCUUAUGUUCCAUGUGUCUACACUGCUGCCCUACACGCCAAACAACCGCCAACAGCUCCUGAGGAAGAGGCACAUCGGGAACGACAUCGUCACCAUCGUCUUCCAGGAGCCCGGAGCCCAGCCCUUCACCCCCCGAAAUAUCCGCUCCCACUUCCAGCACGUCUUCGUCAUCGUCAAAGUGCACAGCCCCUGCACCGAGAACGUCUGCUACAGUGUGGCGGUGUCCCGGUCGAGAGACGUCCCUCCGUUCGGGCCGCCCAUCCCGAAGGCCGUGACGUUCCCCAAGUCGGCGGUGUUCCGGGACUUCCUGCUGGCGAAGGCGAUCAACGGCGAGAACGCGGCGCACAAGUCGGAGAAGUUCCGCGCCAUGGCGACGCGCACGCGGCAGGAGUACCUGAAGGACCUGGCGGAGAACUGGGUCGGCACGGCGACGGUGGACUCGGCGGUCAAGUUCAGCUUCAUCACGCUGGGCGCCAAGCGCAAGGAGCGGGCGAAGCCGCGGAGGGACGCCCACCUGCAGAGCCCAGGCGCGGUCACCUGGGGCGUGGUCGCCCGCGACUUCGGCCAGGCCGCCGACGUGCACAGCCUGCUGGCCGUGUCCAACGAGUUCAUCGUGCUGAUCGAGGAGCGCAGCAAGAACGUGGUGUUCAACUGCUCCUGCCGCGACGUGAUCGGCUGGACGUCCGCCCGCGGCAGCCUGAAGGUGUUCUACGAGCGCGGGGAGUGCGUGGUGCUGUCCGCCCAGGAGGGCUGCGGGGACGACGUGCGCGAGAUCGUCCAGAGGCUGGAGAUGGUGAGCCGGGGGUGCGAGACCUCGGAGAUGACCCUGCGGAGGAACGGCCUGGGGCAGCUGGGCUUCCACGUCAACUUCGAGGGCAUCGUGGCGGACGUGGAGCCCUACGGCUUCGCCUGGAAGGCGGGCCUGCGGCAGGGCAGCCGAUUGGUGGAGAUCUGCAAGGUCGCCGUGGCGACGCUGACGCACGAGCAGAUGAUCGACCUGCUGCGCACCUCGGUGACCGUCAAGGUCGUCAUCAUCCAGCCCCACGAGGACGGCACGCCGCGCAGGGGCUGUUCGGAGCUGUCCCGCAUCCCCAUGGUGGAGUACAAGCUGGACAGCGAGGGGACGCCCUGCGAGUACAAGACCCCGUUCAGACGCAACACCACCUGGCACCGCGUGGCCCCGCCCGGCCAGGCCCCCGCCCAGGGGCCCGAGCGCCUGCCCCCCCAGCUCCUGCAGCAGGGCCCCGGCCCUCACAUCCCCCGCAGCACCUCCUUCGACAGGAAGCUGCAGGACGGGCCCAGGGUGAUGCAGGACCUGGACAGCCCACAGAUGGCGCCAUGCAGCAAAGGGGACCCCAGCCAGCACUACCGGAGCUCCCCCAGCAACCAGUCGUCCUCCAGCGACCCCGGGCCCUGUGGCAGCAGCGCCUGGGCCCAGCAGGCAGCGUACGAGGGCUGCCAGUCGCCCGUGCUGCACGAGCGGUCGGGGGACGGUCUCGGGGCCCACGCGGACGCGGAGGGGCUGAGAGAGCGGGAGCCCACGCUGGAGAGGACCCGCUCGGCCGAGGCCAAAUGGCACAUCCCCUCCACGAAAAUCCUAAACGCCCUGAAGGAGAGAGGGUUGCAGAAGGAGGGGGGGAAGGACUCCCCGAAUAAGCUCCCCCGGACCGGCGACAAGAGCUGCCCCAGCCACUGCUCGAGCCACUCCAGCAGCAACACGCUGUCCAGCAACGCGUCCAGCAACAGCGACGACAAGCACUUCGGCUCGGGCGACCUGAUGGACCCGGAGAUGCUGGGCCUCACCUACAUCAAGGGCGCGUCGACGGACAGCGGCAUCGACACGGCGCCCUGCAUGCCCCCGCCAUCGCUGCCGGGCCUGGGGGGCCCCCGGGUGCUCCUGCAGGGCCAGGGCGGGCAGGUGCUGGGCUGGGUGGGGGAGCAUCCCGACGACGACGAAGACGGCCCCGAGGAGGAGCAGGCCAAGCUCUACCUGCCCCAGGGCUACGUCUCCUCCAUGGCCGAGGACAGCAUGGGCGACCUGAGCGAGCUCUCCUCCCACUCCAGUGGCUCCCACCACUCGGGUAGUCCGUCGGCACGCAGCUCCAAGCUGGGCACCUCCCUGGACUCCUCCAAGGUUUACAUCGUCACCCAGGCGACGCCCGCGCCCGGCAACAGCCCCGACGCCCGCUCCUGCGGCCGUCAGCUGACCGGGAGCCAGUACCUGAUUGGCUGGAAGAAGUCGGAGGACAGCCCCCCUCCGGACGAGCCAGGCAGGAUGACGGAGUGCCGGCACCUGUACGGGCCGGACGCGGGCGUUGCCGUGCCGACGGCGGGCCACGACGGGUCCAAGCUCACGCACACGCUCUCCAAGGAGGAGUUCCUGAAGAUGAUGCUCCCUGACAGCCCCCCCGGAGAGGAGGGCCGGAGAAAGCAGGCCGUGCAGGUGUGCGGUCUCUCCCCGCGGCGGUCUCUGUACCGCACGCUGUCGGACGAGAGCGUGUGCAGUAACCGCCGGGCCUCGUCGUUUGGCAGCUCCAGGAGCUCGGUGCUGGAGCAGGCCCUGCCCAACGACAUCCUGUUCAGCUCCACGCCCCCCUUCCACAGCACCCUGCCCCCCCGCAUGACCCUCAGCCAGAGCGCCGGCGGCCUCCGCAACGAGAUCUGGUACUCAGACGGUUCCCUGGCGGACAAGUCCAAAUUCGGCGAGUCGGGCCUGCUGCCCCUGCCGGACUCCGGAUCCGGCCUGGACUGGUCCCACCUGGUGGACGCCGCGCGGGCCUUCGAAGAUCUGUCCGUUGCGCUCUUUCUGGAAGGGCUGGAUCUGGACGAGGAGGGCCGAGACUCUAGACCAGAGGGUUGCGUCGUUCUGCGGCAUGGCGGAUGUGGGUCAGGCGCGCGCCCUGUCUCAGGAGCUCCAGCAGCGGGGAGGAGGGCGCUCCAGGGUCCCUCACUGGAAAGUGAACCAGCUGAGCUGAUCCUGAGACAGCUGCAGUACGACCUGUGCAAGGAGAAGCAGGACAAGGCCAUGCUGCAGGAGCAGGUGCAGCACCUGAGGCAGGACAACAUGCGUCUGCACGAGGAGAGCCAGACGGCCGCCGCCCAGCUCAGGAAGUUCACCGAGUGGGUCUUCCACUCCAUCGACAAGAAGCCUGAGCGGCCCCGACACCGACCCACCCGCGAGAGAGACGUCUUCACCGCCGAGAGCGCCCAGCGUCAGCUUUCCUCCGCCACCACCACCACCACCACCACACACGCUUAACACCCAAACCAUCGCUUCUGUAGCCGUCUGUGUACAGCGCGUUCAGCCGAUCGGACCGCGGGCCCCAGGACGGCGGGGUCAGGACGGGAGGAAUGUACGGACUGGUCGGACCUGCUUCACUCUUACUCCAGGAGGAAUCAGCUCAAAAAGAGAACGAGAGACAAAGUUUAGAAGAUUAAAUGCGUAAAAUGAAUGUAGCUCUUUCAGAAACUUAUCGUUGGCACAGGGGGGCUGAUGUCUGGUCCUCCAGAUGAUCUCGAACAACAGGACGGCUGGCUCCCUUUUUGCAUAAGGUUAUCUGGCCAAUCAAAUGCAGGGUUUGUCGGCUUCUUUCUUCUUCUAGUUAUUCUUUGUUGUUCCAUAGAUAAACCCAGGUGGUAACUUUGAUGUUUUUAAAGGUGCUCUCCUCUCUCAUUCUCUCUCUCUCUCUCGUUCGCUCUCUCUCAAGUCUAGAUUUUUGUUUCUUUUUUUUUGUAAGUAGUUCAUAAGUAUUCCGCUGUCACAGUGUCCUAGCAAUAAAAAUUAAUUAGUCACAAACUGUGUAUUAAAAGGUUAGCACUAAUUGAUGAUGUCGUCGAAAUGGGGUUGUAAUUUGACAUGUAUUUAUUUUUGGCAGGAGCAGGUCGUGCCUGAGAUUAACUGUACGGAUUGUUUCCCUUUUCCUUUUGGGUUGUUAUUUUGACUUUCUUUUCAACACUUUGCCUUGUCCGUGGCUCACUCAGAUACUCCAAACCAGGUCAUUUACGUGUGUAUAGUGUACUGUAGCAAAGGCAGUCCUCAUGCAGUCGCCCUCCAACUCGUGAGCCAGAAACACUUUUACGAUGCCAAAAUUCUUCCCGGCCCGAAAGCUCGGAAGAAGUGUCUUGUAUUUAACACUAUUAUUUAAAGCUUAUUUAACCUGAAAUUGUUUAUUUUAUUAAGAGUAUUUUGUUUUUUGAUUUUUAUUUUGUUUCGGUUUUAUUUUUUUCUGCACUAAAAAGAGGAAGAGCUCUGUGUAGGCUGUUAUGUGUGUAGCUUGCCAGGGCGAUUAUAAAUAUAUAUAUAAAUAUAUAAAUGAUAAUUUCUGGAAACUCCAACAUUUGGAUGCUGCUAGAUUACAGUUCAUUGGUUUGUAUGCUUUUACAAAUGUUUUUUUUUUUUCUUUGUUAAACUGUUUCAUUUAAGAUGGGACGUACGUUUGCUUUUUUAA
Molecule: messenger RNA, 7067 nt
Organism: Conger conger (European conger)
Lineage: Eukaryota; Metazoa; Chordata; Actinopteri; Anguilliformes; Congridae
Product: signal-induced proliferation-associated 1-like protein 2
Exons: 23
Coding region: 587-5878 (1763 amino acids)
Biological process (GO): activation of GTPase activity; regulation of small GTPase mediated signal transduction
Cellular component (GO): cytoplasm
Molecular function (GO): GTPase activator activity; protein binding
Source: RefSeq, a predicted model, not a curated record